CUUUGCGGCUGCGUGCUAGUGCGAAGGUUCACGGUGCAAAAAUAUUCUAGGCCGGGGUAUUGCUUACCGGAAGCAACCGGGGAAAAGAAGGAGGGAGAGGAGCGGAGGAAAUAUGAAGGCCCAGUAACCGGAGUGUGGCACUGCUCUUCGGAUUCAAGCAUUAGGCUGUAAUAGUUGGGCCUGCUCGGUCAUUCAUCGCUGGACCCUCAGUCACUAAUACGGGAAAAUGCCAGCAUUUAAGUUAACAACACAGGCUUUCUGCAAAAUGAUGCUUCAUAGCGCAAAAUACCCAUACUGUACUGUCAAUGGCAUUUUGGUGGCUCAGAAGCAAAAGCGCAAAGAUGGUCAUCAGCAAGUCCUGUUUGUAGACUGUAUCCCACUCUUUCACGGCACUGUUGCUUUGGCACCUGUACUGGAAGUUGCAUUAACACUGAUAGAUACCUGGUGCAAAGAGAAUGACUAUGUGAUUGCUGGAUAUUACCAAGCAAAUGAACGUCUAAAAGACACCAGUCCAAACCAAGUGGCUGAAAGAAUAGCGUCACGGAUAGCUGAAGGCUUUAAUGAUGCCGCUUUAAUAAUGGUAGACAACAGUAAGUUCUCCAUGGAAUGUAUAAGUCCUUCCUUUCAUGUGUAUGAGCACCAUGAUAACAGGUGGAAAAGCAGAGACCCACAUGAGGAUUUAUUUGAAGACUGGCCAGAAGCUCAGAAAAUUACUGCAUCGCUCCUAGACAGCAGGUCAUAUGAAACUCUUGUGGAUUUUGAUAGUCAUCUUGAUGAUCUGCGGAAUGACUGGGCCAACCCAGAUAUCAACAAGUCCAUUCUUCAUCUAUGCUAAGAUAAUAGAGAUUUCUGGUGUGGUCCAUGCUAUGCAAGAUGACCUCUGAAUGUAGAAUCUGUUGUUAAGCAACAUCUCUACCUAGGUGUGAAGAGGCAUAAGGAAGCUGGAAAAGUUCUCAAGCUGUUGGCCUUCCCCACUAAGAAGCCAAUGCUGUUUUUCUUCAUGCCACAGAGAAUAAUGAACUAGCCAGCAAAGUCUGAAAAUGUUUGACCUUUUCAAUGAAGGUUUUGUGUGCCGUUUUUCUACAAACCCAAGAGGAUCAUUUCUAAUUCUAUCAAUUUUCUCAAACCACAUCAAAGAAAGUGGAUUUAACACAGACUUCAAUAUGUUCAGUUGUAAUUUUUAACUCUUAUAAUAUGGAGGCUUAAACAAUGCAUUUUUAAGAAACUGGCUAUGCUAAGACAUGGAUGCCCUAAAUGUUCUAACAAAGCAUUUAAUUUGUUGCUACAUACACCGUAAAGAUUACCUUGAUUGUUGUGGAAUUUGCACCAGAUGAUUAGAUCCCUCAACCCAUGUGUUUUGUUUUGUUUUUUUUAAAUUUUUUAGAACUACAUGAAUUAGCUUAAUUCAUUUAACAAGAUCCUAGUUGUCAUAGACUUAAAGGAUUUUGUUGCUUCCCAUCAGUAUAAUACACUAGUUUUAGUGUGUUUCUCAGAUGUUUGCAAAUAGCUCACUUGGCUGACCAUUAUGUUUUUUAUGUUACAAAUUAUUUUACAAAAUUUACGCAUAUCCAACCUCAGUUCACCUUUUUUUUUUUAAUAAACCUUUUUUCAAUAAUCAAAGUGAUUUAUUUUUCCUUAAUCUGAAAGGCAUACCCCAUAUUUUGUUUUGAUUAUUGUAUCUCCAAAUAAUUUAAAGUCUAAAAUAAAAUUCACUUGAAGUAAA
This is a messenger RNA of Xenopus tropicalis (tropical clawed frog), 1723 nucleotides long. RefSeq names its product ER membrane protein complex subunit 8 (gene emc8). The transcript is spliced from 6 exons. NCBI's taxonomy places the organism in Eukaryota, Metazoa, Chordata, Amphibia, Anura, Pipidae. Gene Ontology annotation, cellular component: EMC complex. The record is from RefSeq and is marked provisional. Bases 227 to 835 code for a protein of 202 amino acids.